Molecule: messenger RNA, 1008 nt
Organism: Paramecium octaurelia
Lineage: Eukaryota; Ciliophora; Oligohymenophorea; Peniculida; Parameciidae
Source: the annotation of a GenBank genome assembly
AUGACAGACAGCAUAUGUCCUAAUUGUAAAGCCUUUGCUUACUUAGAUCCAAGAACAUCAACAUCUUAUUGUAAAACAAGUUUUUGUAAUAACAUUGUCAUUGAAUUCGGAACAAUUAAUAAUCAAGAUGAUUGUAAAUUGGGUGAUCCUGAUUAACCUGGAAAUAAAUAAUCCAGAUUUGGAGGAUUUGAAAAUAAAAUUGAAGCUUAUAAAAAUAGCAUUUGUGAAAUGUUGGGAAUAAGUGAUUCUAAACAGAGAAAAAAAUUUAAUAUUAGAAUGGAAGCUGGAGAACAUCGAAUACACACUUUGAAUAAAAUUUUUAAUAUGAAUGAAGCAUUUACUAACGAUGCCCUCUAUAAAUACAGAUCCUUGAUACGUUAUCUAUAGAGUGAAGUAAAUUCUUUCUUAAAUAUUUUUAGAUUCCAAGAAAAAUCACCUUUUACGCCAUAGCUGUCUAUGCCUACUAUCUAACUAUGUAAGGAAGGAAGUCAUAUGAUUAAAGAUUAAGCAAAAUUACAUUAGAACUUAUAGCUAAAUAUUCCAAAAUUCCACCUCAAUAAAUUCAUUAAGCAAUUAGAGAUUUAAAUAAUAAUACAAAUGGCUUUGCUUUUAAAUUAGAAGAUCUAGGAUAACAAGACAUCUGCUAAUAAAUUGCACUUAAAGUCUAGAAGCACAAUCUACCAUUUAAUGAUGAUGAAAUUUUGGCCAUUAAAGAUAUCCCAAGUAGACUUAUGGAUAACAGUAUCAUUAGAGGUGAAAAAACUUCUACAAUUGCAUGGUAAUGAUUUUAUAAUAAUUGUUAGUGUUGUUGAAUACAUGGUAUCAUAAUUAUCCAGCAAUUCUGAAUUAAAUAAGUUAACAAUCGAUUAACUUGCUUAAAUGAAUGAUGUAUCAAAAGACACAGUUAAAAAAUUAUGGAAUAAAAUUAUUGAUAAUUAAUCCUCCCAAAAUCAUAUUUCCAGAUGGUAAGGAUAAAGAUCAAUAUCAGAGUUAAAACAUAUAUACUGA